Achroia grisella is the source of this 2961-nucleotide messenger RNA. RefSeq names its product acylamino-acid-releasing enzyme-like. Lineage: Eukaryota; Metazoa; Arthropoda; Insecta; Lepidoptera; Pyralidae. Gene Ontology annotation, biological process: proteolysis. The transcript has 14 exons. The coding region runs from base 120 to 2231 and encodes 703 amino acids. Gene Ontology annotation, molecular function: serine-type endopeptidase activity. The record is from RefSeq and is a predicted model, not a curated record.
UUUAAUUCGUCUGUAUUUAUUUAUGAUAAGAGAUAUAUAUGAAUAUUGUUUGAACUCCUAUUAAUAUCAUUGUAAGACGGUAAUAUUUACAAGUGGUUUCCGAAUUUUCUGAGGGAAAAAUGACUACUCAACUAGAGAAUAUAAUAAAUGCAUACAGGAGACUGGCCAAGAUUCCAUCCAUUGUGGGAGGAAAACUCAACAGUAAAGGUGAUAGAAUAUAUUCGAAAUGGUCUGUGAGAAACUUAGACAAAGGCAAAUCAACAAAGUACCUCUUGGAAUAUGUGCUUGAUAACAAAUUGAAAGUUAUCUCUGAAUCCACAUUUGGUACAGAUGUCAGUAAUGAAUUACUGUCUGCCGUGUCACCGCGCGAUACCUACCGGGCUGUAAUACGCGAAGAGAAGGAUAAAGACAAGAAACAGUACUUGGAGGUGUGGAGUAAGAGUAACCUGGUGCAUUGUGUUGAUCUCACAGCACUCGAUAUUCAUGGGGAUGUGUAUGCUGACUCUGAAUUUGGCAGUUUGAAAUGGUCUCAAGAUGAGACUGCAAUUGUGUAUAUUGCUGAAAGAAAAGCCCCAAAGUAUGAGCCGUUUAUUAAGAGGAAAGCUGAGAAGGAUACAACCAAACCUGAAGGCAGUGGCGAAUCAGCCCCCAAAAAGGGUGAAGAAUUUGUAUACCGUCAAGAUUGGGGUGAACAGUUGGUUGGCAAGUACCUCUCUGCAAUAGUGGUGUGUCAACUACAAACUGAAAAAUUCACUGUGCUGGAGGGCUUGCCAGAGAGCUGGUGUCCAGGACAGGUUUCAUUCACACCAGAUGGCAAGAGUGUUGUAGGUGUCGCGUGGGAGACGGAGCCGCGCCGUCUCGGGCUCAUGUUCUGUACCAACCGACACGGACACAUAUUCAAUCUCUCCCUCGAUGGCAAAUUAAGUGUGUUGUCUCGCGAAGGCCAAUCAGUGCGGUCACCACGUGUAUCAGCAUCUGGUGUUACGUGGCUGCAGAGACCAACCGGCGGGCCGCAUCACGCUUGUCACGCUCUCGUGUUCAAAGGGAACGACUCGGAAGAAGUAUCCACAAUUAUAGACAUUGUGGAUACAGAGCUGAAGAUAUGGAAUAACGUCAGUUUCCAUGGCCUUUUCAAUCUAUCAUUGCCCGGCCAGUGCUUCACAACCGACGGUAGGAUCGUGUUCUCCACACCGCAGAAGAACGAAAUCAGAAGCUACGUCGCUGAUGUUGAUGGCAAAAGGAUAGUGGACAUUUCAUACAACGGCAGCCCCGGGUCUACCUCAGUCCUGGACGUGAAAGGAGACGUUAUCCUCGCGGCCUUCUCCAACAUGACCACACCAGGACAGUUAUACGUGGCCCGGCUGCCAGCUGCGGGUAGUGAAGCGGAGAUCUCGUGGCAACCAGUAGGGACGCGGCCCGAGUCUCCGCUGCCGCCCUCUAUAGUACGCUACUUGAACCUGGAACACGACAAUAGCACCGAUUCCGUCAAGUCUUUCACGGCUUUGUACUUAGCGCCGGACAGCGAGACGAAACUGCCAUUGGUGGUGUGGCCGCAUGGCGGACCGCACGGUAACUUCGUGAACGCGUUCAUGAUCGACGCCGCCUUGUUCAAUCUCCUAGGUUUUGCGGUACUACCAAUUAACUACCGCGGUUCAACGGGCGCUGGUCAGGCCACCCUAAACUGUUUACCAAAACACGUGGGCGAUUACGACGUGAAGGACUGUAAAUACGCGACAGACGAGACCGUCAGACGGUUCCCCAUAGAUACGGAGAAGAUCUGCCUGUAUGGGGGGUCGCAUGGUGGUUUCCUUGUGGGCCAUCUGAGCGGGCAGUACCCUAAUGUGUACAGUGUGGUGGUCAGUCGGAACCCGGUUAUUGAUGUCGCUUCCAUGUUCAAUUCAACGGAUAUCGCUGAUUGGUGCGCAGUAGAAGCCGGCUUUGAGUUCAAGGAAAAUGGCCCGUUAUCAGAAGAGGAGUUGCUGGCAAUGCGUCGCUGUUCGCCAUUGGCGCAUGUUCACCGUGUGAAAGCGCCCACUGCCCUUAUGCUGGGCUCUGGGGACAAGCGGGUGCCACAUUUCCAAGGAUUGGACUACGCUAGGCGGUUGAAGGCUAACGGUGUACCCACCAGGGUGUACAUGUAUGAUGACAAUCACUCGUUGUCGUCGCUGCCCGCCGAGAUGGACAAUCUUAUUAACGGCGCGCACUGGUUCCUCCAACACUUGCCUUCCUAACAACACAGAAGAUACACUAUUUUUUUACAUUUUUUAUGUCAUUUAAUUAAUUUUAUAAGGAUUUACAUUUUUAUAUAAAUUGUAGUGUACUAAAGAUUUUUUUAAAUAACAAUUAUUAGGAAUACGCUCAACACUCGUCCGUUCCGUUCUGCGGGCUGCUUGUAGAAUGCCUUAUUUGUCCGAUUCACUGUUCAUAGGCCGCCAUCUUGCGCCACUACACUCGAAAAUCCGGAACAAAAAAGCGGAAGUGAUAACAAAAUAUUGAAUAAUUUGUUAUAAUAAUUAUAAAAGUGCUGUUCUUUUUCGAUACGCUCUUGACAGAACAGUCGUGGCCAUUAUGUAGUGGAGUGAGAGGCAUUUGUCAUCCGCCUUACGAGAGCUCGCCAUUUCUACCUACUGGCUGCCAUUCUGGUACUCGUGGAGUCGACCACCAACCGCUGCUUUGAAUUGGUCGGUCCAUCACAUAGCUCAUGUUGUAUAAAGUGCUAUAUGUUAUGUUUGUUUAUUUAUAUUUGGAAAACCAAGACUAUUUACAAGCACAAUAAUAAACUUAUAGCGUCCUUGUAAUAUGUUUUGGUUGAAGAGUUAAGAUACGACAAUGAAAUUACAGGGUAAGAAAGAAUAAUACAUUAGUGCUCCGGAUUUGCAACUAUUGCUGACUUCAAUAUAUGCUAGUUAUAGCCGAUUAUGAAUUAUAAUAUACUUCUUUAGACCAAGUAAACAGCAAUAG